Molecule: messenger RNA, 1708 nt
Organism: Ochotona princeps (American pika)
Lineage: Eukaryota; Metazoa; Chordata; Mammalia; Lagomorpha; Ochotonidae
Gene: SLC1A2
Product: solute carrier family 1 member 2
Exons: 10
Coding region: 11-1708 (565 amino acids)
Biological process (GO): L-glutamate transmembrane transport
Cellular component (GO): plasma membrane
Molecular function (GO): L-glutamate transmembrane transporter activity; glutamate:sodium symporter activity; neutral L-amino acid transmembrane transporter activity
Source: RefSeq, a predicted model, not a curated record
UGCCAACAAUAUGCCCAAGCAGGUGGAAGUGCGAAUGCAUGACAGCCACCUCAGCUCAGAGGAGCCCAAGCCCCGGAAUCUGGGCCUGCGCUUGUGCGACAAGCUGGGAAAGAAUCUCCUGCUCACACUGACGGUGUUUGGUGUCAUUCUGGGGGCAGUCUGUGGAGGGCUGCUUCGCCUGGCCUCUCCCCUCCAUCCUGAUGUGGUGAUGUUAAUAGCCUUCCCAGGGGAUAUCCUCAUGAGGAUGCUGAAGAUGCUCAUUCUCCCUCUCAUCACCUCCAGCUUAAUCACAGGUUUAUCAGGCCUGGAUGCAAAAGCGAGUGGUCGAUUAGGCACAAGAGCCAUGGUGUACUACAUGUCCACGACCAUCAUCGCUGCAGUACUGGGGGUCAUCCUGGUCUUGGCUAUUCACCCUGGCAAUCCCAAACUCAAGAAGCAGCUGGGCCCUGGGAAGAAGAACGAUGAAGUUUCCAGCCUGGAUGCCUUCCUAGACCUUAUUCGAAAUCUCUUCCCUGAAAAUCUUGUCCAAGCCUGUUUUCAACAGAUUCAGACAGUGACAAAGAAGGUCCUGGCGACUCCUCCAUCAGAUGAAGGGGCCAACAUAACCAACUCGGUCAUCUCCCUGUUGAAUGAGACUGUGACAGAGGCACCUGAAGAAACCAAGAUGGUUAUCAAGAAAGGCCUGGAGUUCAAGGACGGGAUGAACGUCUUAGGUCUGAUAGGGUUUUUCAUUGCUUUUGGUAUUGCCAUGGGGAAGAUGGGCGAGCAGGCGAAGCUGAUGGUGGAUUUCUUCAACAUUUUGAAUGAGAUCGUCAUGAAGUUAGUGAUCAUGAUCAUGUGGUACUCUCCCCUGGGUAUCGCGUGCCUAAUUUGUGGGAAGAUCAUUGCAAUAAAGGACUUAGAAGUGGUUGCUAGGCAACUGGGGAUGUACAUGAUAACAGUGAUUGUGGGCCUCAUCAUCCAUGGUGGCAUCUUCCUCCCUUUGAUUUACUUUGUAGUGACCAGGAAAAACCCUUUCUCUUUUUUUGCUGGCAUUUUCCAAGCGUGGAUCACUGCCCUGGGUACUGCUUCCAGUGCUGGAACAUUGCCUGUCACCUUUCGUUGCCUGGAAGAAAAUCUUGGGAUUGACAAGCGUGUCACCAGAUUUGUCCUCCCUGUUGGAGCAACCAUUAACAUGGAUGGUACAGCCCUUUAUGAAGCAGUAGCUGCCAUCUUCAUUGCCCAAAUGAAUGGGGUUGUCCUAGAUGGAGGUCAGAUUGUGACUGUAAGCCUCACAGCUACCCUGGCAAGUGUUGGUGCAGCCAGUAUCCCCAGUGCUGGCUUGGUCACCAUGCUCCUGAUUUUGACUGCUGUGGGCCUGCCAACAGAAGAUAUCAGCCUGCUGGUGGCUGUGGACUGGCUGCUGGAUAGGAUGAGAACAUCGGUGAAUGUUGUGGGUGAUUCUUUUGGGGCUGGGAUUGUCUACCAUCUCUCCAAGUCUGAGUUGGAUUCCAUCGACUCUCAACACCAAAUGCAUGAAGAUAUUGAAAUGACCAAGACUCAGUCCAUGUAUGACGAUAUGAAGAACCACAGGGAAAGCAACUCUAAUCAGUGUGUUUAUGCUGCACACAACUCAGUCAUAGUAGAUGAAUGCAAGGUAACUCUGGCAGCCAACGGAAAGUCAGCUGACUGCAGUGUUGAGGAAGAGCCUUGGAAACAUGAAAAAUAA